GGUGGAGCCAGCCUGCAUCUCCAUAGCAACCGUCCUGCUGGAGGAGGUUGCUAUGGAGCCCCUUUAAAACAGCAGGAGAGGAAACUGGUUCUGGGUUUCAGAGCCGUCAUCUGUACCCCUCUAUACUGUAACAGAGACCCCUACUCUUCCUCAGUCUGUACCCUUCUAUACUGCAGCAGAGUCCCUACACUCUCUCAAUCUGUAACCUCUAUACUGUAACAGAGCCCCCUACUCUUCCUCAAUCUGUACCCCUCUGUAUUGUAACAGACCCCUACUCUUCCUCAAUUUGUACCCCUCUAUACCGUAAUAGAGACCCCUACUCUUCCUCCGUCUGUACCCCUCUACUGCAGCAGAGCCCCUACUCUAUCUCAAUCUUUACCUCUCUAUACUGUAACAGAGCCUCCUACUCUCUAUCUGUACCCCUCUAUACUGUAACAGAGCCCCAUACUCUCCCUCAAUCUGUACCCCUGUACCUAUCUCUAAAGUGCGUUUCUCAAAUCAAGGAUUCUCAAUCAUCCUGCAGUUUUUUUUUUUGUUUUUUUUUAAAUGAAAAAUGAAUUUGGUGCCUGCAAUUAAAUGUUGAUUCUGCGCUGAAGACUCAAAACUGACUGACUCAACUGUGUUCUGCUUAUCCCAGUGUGGCCCCACCCUAAAAAAAUCAAAUAGACUCCCAGUCUGUACCCUUAAUCUAGUGGGUGGAAUGCAACUUUGCAACUGUGAGUGGGUGUAAAUGCACUUGGGAAUGGGCCGACCAUAACUGAGUUAGGAUACAUGUAGGCUAUGUAUUCAGUGUUUAUUUCAGGAAAUAUUAUCUACUUUUGCAUUAAAAUGAUCAUUGACAUACUAUGCACUGAUUUUUAGGCAUUAAUAUGUCACAAUUACCAAUCAGAGCAUAUUUAACAUGGGUUUAAUUGCUGGUUGUUUUUUUUUUUUAAACAGGACCAAUAUGUUCAGUUAUUCAAACCAAAAAUACUUAAUUUCUCAUAUUAGAGCUUCACUUUCACUUCAGUUGUUUCCUGUGAGGAGGGGGAGGGGGGAUGAUAUAUCAGACAGUGGCCUUGGAGGGAAGUGAUGUCAACAACGGCUGUUAUCUCUGAAGGAAGCAGAAUGGCAAAUGAACAUCAGAAAUGAAAUUCUUAGCCCACAAUCUAUUCAUCACAGAGGGAAAAUGGAUUGUACUUUAAACCUAGAACUUUUGAAGCCGAUACCAAAAUGAGUCUGCCCUGUAAAGUGUUAAAAAGUUUGAAUGCUAUGGUUUGAAACAUUGCCAUCGUGGCUUGUGAACGCAAGGGAGGGGCGGCCUGCAACACUUGAAUCAGAUGCUUGAAACUCUUCCCAGAUCAUGACCUGGUAGGAGCUGCUGGACUGUUAGAGAGACUUUAUUUUUCCUAUGAAGGGAAUGCAUUGGUAUUGUUGGAACAGUAGGAGGGUUUCAGUGGAGUGAAGAAAUGGCAAAUGGCUUGCCUCUCUGUCUGCUAACCACUAUUACCACUGGAGGGAAGAGAAGAUGAAACAGGGCUUUUUUUCUAAGAAGCGGCUAUGGGUUUUUAUGCUGUGUCUGGUGUUACUGGCACUUUUGUUCUUCUCCAGUCGCACAUUUGCCAUCCCAUGGAGUGUAACUAGUUUCAGUAUGAGUUAUGAGAGUUUUGUACAUGAUGGCAGUUUGUCAAACCCAGAAGCGGAACACAGCAGAUCGACAGAGGAGGGAAGAGGAAAUGAGGAGGAUGCUUUUAAAUCUACUGAGAAAUAUUUAGCAAACAGACAGCUUGCAAACAAUGGCAUACCUCCUGAUAAAAUCAAAUCUGCAAACAACGUGAAACCCGAGCCCUUAACUUCUAGAGCCCAGACAAAGCCACCACUGACUGAACCACCAUUCAUCGGGGACAAAUAUGCACAAGAGGACAUCCACUCAUCGGACUGUCCGGACAACAUUCCCAAGAAGUUUUUGAAAUCCAUGUUGUUCAAAGACAAGUUCCUAGAGACCGUUCCCAUCCUGCAGUGGAAGAAGCACGCCACAGCGGAGGAGUACAGCCGUCUGAAACAAUACAACGGGGCCCACGGAUGGAGCGUGGUCCCCUUUGAUGUCCUGAAGGAGUCUUUGGACCUUUUAAACACCACGGCUAACCAGCACAUGCUUGAUGACUGGGGUAGCAGGGCUAACAGGCCAGCCUGUGUCCGCUGUGCUGUGGUCGGGAAUGGGGGGAUACUGAAGGGCUCCCAGAAAGGAAAAGAGAUUGACCAGCAUGACUACGUCUUCAGAACGAACGGAGCUGUGAUUGAGGGGUUUGAGGAGGAUGUCGGGAGAAGGACCUCGUUCUACACCUUCUCCACUAACACCCUGCAGAACUCCAUGAUGGCCUAUUUCUCACUGGGGUUCAGCGGACCCCCUAAGUCUGAGGAGACCCGGUUCAUCUUCCUGCCAGACCACGAUCGAGACUACCUCCUUCUAAAGGCAGCGGUGACACACACGCCCGUCGAGAAGGGGCCAGAGCGAUCCAAGACUCCACCAAAACAGUUUGGAGAGGAUGUAAGAGCGGAAAAAUUCAAAAUGUAUCAUCCAGACUUUAUUCGUUACAUUAGGAACAGGUUCUUGCGUGCCAGUGUUUUAACAACAGGAUAUAGAGAUUAUUACCGUGCCUCCACAGGGGCUACCAUGUUAUUGGCUGCAGUGCACACAUGUGACCAGGUGAGUGCCUAUGGCUUCAUGACUCCCAACUACGCCAAAUUCUCAGACCAUUACUAUGAUAACGUCUACCAUAAAGUGACCUUCUACAUCAACCACGACUUUAGGAUGGAAAUGAGGCUCUGGCAGCAACUCCACGAGGCUGGCAUCAUUCAGUUAUACACAAGGGAGUGAGUGUGGUCUGUCUGGUGCCCCAACCCUACCAGCCUGGCGUGUAGAGCUGUCUGGUAAUAGCUGUGUAAAGCAGCAUAGGGCACCACCAAUGCAUUUUGAUUCUUGUAAGAUGGCAUCCUGACAGCCUGUCAUGGUCAUGUGUUGCAUUGCUGGCGCCCUUUUUACUCCACUUGUGGUAAUUUCUGGGAUUUAGCUGGGAUGACAUUUCACCAUCCUGCCGGGAAUAUACUGGAUACUACAGCUUGCACAUUACACCACUGCUACCUUCUGGACAUCUGGCAAAUUACAACUCAUUCCUAUUCAUUGAAAUGAAUUACUCGGGGUGCCAAACUGGUUGGCUGUGGAUAGACUGUUUACUCCAAUAACCAGAAACUGCUCAUAUCAGUGUCCUCUCCUACCUGAAUUUUCAAUAGUUUGUCUGGCCAGUGGAUGAGGUACAAGAGCUUGUGUUGUACUGCCUCUAACUUGAUGACGCAUCUCUUUAAUACAUGUCUCUGAGCUUUCAAAUGAUAACGUGAUAACAACGACUCGCGACAGCUCUUUUUGUUGCAGGGAGAACACUGGGCUAGUGUUGUGAACCAUGCGAGGAGGUUGUGUUACUCUGAUCAGAUAUGGGGACUCCCUGAAUUAAACAUAGAAGGAAUUAAAUACACUGUAACAAUAAUGACCACUUUCAUCUGGCUAAAUUCCAUACCUUCAGGAAUGUGUUAAUACAAUCAUAUAAUACUGCUGUCAAUAUAUUUUUGUAUUGUAAUGAAUGUGUGAUUUUACUUUAUUUGUGUAAUGUAUUUUAAAACAAAUGUAAUAUUGCAGAAAAAUGUGGCUUUUUGGUCUCUAUAUAUUUACAUAGUAUAUUUCUAAACAUAUGUUGAACUGUGGAUGUUAUGGUUUGUAUAUAUGUUAAAUCUCUGCCCUGGAUAAUCAAUGGUUAUACACAAGACAAUCUCCUUCGCAAACCAGACCUCAAAUCAUCUGUGCCUGUAUGUCUAAUGAACAAAUAAUAAAUAAGUAAGCCAAAAUUACAUUUAUUGUAAUAUUUAAUGUUAAAUUUGAAGUCGUUGAAUGAUGUGAUGUCUGCAUUGUUCAACAUUUGCAUGCUGAAGUGAACUUGUAUUAAAGUGACCUCUUUUAUACUUGUCGCUUUGGCAUUUUAGGGACUGCAAGUCAGAUCGUGAAAUAAGAAGGUAGUGAUACAUAUUAAACAGACCGCGCAGGAUUAUUUAAAAAUCACUCUUGAAUGUGGUGUUUCCCUGUGUGUGGUUUGUAAUGCACUAACACGUCACUGUCGUGCUAGUAAUUCCUGCACCAGUUAAAGAGCGUGGCCCGUCUUUCUUCAGCUUUCUUUUUUUUUUUUUAUCUUGG
This is a messenger RNA of Polyodon spathula (Mississippi paddlefish), 4219 nucleotides long. Its product is annotated as alpha-N-acetylgalactosaminide alpha-2,6-sialyltransferase 2-like. NCBI's taxonomy places the organism in Eukaryota, Metazoa, Chordata, Actinopteri, Acipenseriformes, Polyodontidae. The record is from RefSeq and is a predicted model, not a curated record. The transcript is spliced from 9 exons. Gene Ontology annotation, molecular function: sialyltransferase activity. Bases 1508 to 2857 code for a protein of 449 amino acids.